GGGCAGUGCGGCCGCGCAGGCGCGGACGGCGUUGGUGGGAGGAAGACCUUCAGCGUUGCCCUGGCGGAGCGGCGCCGGCCCUGGGCCUGUGGAAGAUAAUGUGUAACACACCAACCUACUGUGACCUGGGGAAGGCCGCCAAGGAUGUCUUCAACAAAGGAUAUGGGUUUGGCAUGGUCAAAAUAGACCUGAGGACCAAGUCUUGCAGUGGAGUGAUGGAAUUUGCGACUUCAGGUCAUGCUUACACCGAUACAGGGAAAGCAACUGGCAACCUAGAGACCAAAUACAAGGUCUGUAAUUAUGGACUCACUUUCACCCAGAAAUGGAACACAGACAACACGCUGGGGACGGAAAUCUCUCUGGAGAAUAAGUUGGCUGAAGGGUUGAAACUGACUCUUGAUACCAUAUUUGUACCGAACACAGGAAAGAAGAGUGGGAAGUUGAAGGCCUCUUAUAAACGGGAAUGUUUUAGUCUUGGAAGUAACGUUGAUAUAGAUUUUUCUGGACCAACCAUCUAUGGCUGGGCUGUGUUGGCUUUUGAAGGGUGGCUGGCUGGCUAUCAGAUGAGUUUUGACACCGCCAAAUCCAAACUGUCACAGAAUAAUUUUGCUCUGGGUUAUAAGGCCGCAGACUUCCAGCUGCACACUCAUGUAAACGAUGGCACUGAAUUCGGAGGCUCUAUCUACCAGAAGGUCAACGAGAAGAUUGAGACCUCAAUAAACCUUGCGUGGACAGCUGGCAGUAACAACACCCGUUUUGGCAUUGCUGCUAAAUACAAGCUGGACUGUAGAACUUCUCUCUCUGCUAAAGUGAAUAAUGCCAGCCUGAUUGGACUGGGUUAUACUCAGACCCUUCGACCAGGAGUCAAACUGACCCUCUCCGCUUUAAUCGACGGGAAGAACUUCAGCGCAGGUGGUCACAAGGUGGGCUUGGGAUUUGAACUGGAAGCUUAAAGUGGUUUUGAGUGAAGCAUCUGAUGGGUCCCUGGCAGUGAAGAGAAAUGCACCCACUAUGUUUUGGCCUUAACCUUCUGUGAAAUUUCAAGAGUGUGAACUUUUAUUCUUCCAAAGAAUUGUAAUCCUCCCCACACUGAAGUCUAGAAAUCGGAGGGAGGUUCCCGAAGGCAUGCCUGGAAGUCGCCACGUUUGUGCCACAUUUCAGUUCAGUUCCUCAGUGUUAAGUUUAAUGUGUUCCUCAACAACAGUGUAUUGUCACAUUCAAGGAAAUGACCCAGUCCUCCAGUUUGUACAGCACAACCUGCAUGUCCCACACCACUUUUUCAUGACCUUUUAAUAUUAUUGUUCUCCAUGCUGUAGUGGAAUCUUUGGUUUUGCAUCAGAGUAAAAUAAAAGAAACCCAUCACA
Messenger RNA from Ochotona curzoniae (black-lipped pika), 1364 nucleotides. RefSeq names its product voltage dependent anion channel 3 (gene VDAC3). The transcript has 10 exons. Gene Ontology annotation, biological process: monoatomic anion transmembrane transport. Gene Ontology annotation, molecular function: voltage-gated monoatomic anion channel activity. The coding region runs from base 99 to 953 and encodes 284 amino acids. The record is from RefSeq and is a predicted model, not a curated record. NCBI's taxonomy places the organism in Eukaryota, Metazoa, Chordata, Mammalia, Lagomorpha, Ochotonidae. Gene Ontology annotation, cellular component: mitochondrial outer membrane.